Molecule: messenger RNA, 989 nt
Organism: Effrenium voratum
Lineage: Eukaryota; Dinophyceae; Suessiales; Symbiodiniaceae
Source: the annotation of a GenBank genome assembly
AGAAUCUUUGAGCACGAUCCCUGGUUAUUACCCCUGUACCCCCUGUUGAAAACUUAAAGGGUGGUUGGGCCACCCCGUUCCUGUCAGUUUCACCUUGGUAGCGUCGCCAUGCAAGAUUACGAUGUGGUGGUUUCGCUGCUCUUGCUGGGUGAAGCAGGCGUGGGCAAAAGCUGCAUCAUGCAGCGCUUUGCCCACGAGCCCUUCCGAGAAGGAUACGUCCCCACCAUUGGAAUGGAGUUUAUGGCCCCAUGCUUGCCAAAGUACAGGGCCAAGGUCCAGAUCCGGGAUACCGCGGGCAACAGGCGAUACCGAGUGGGCUUCGGGGCCUUUGGCGGCCUCUUCCGUGGAAGCCGUGGUGUGAUCCUCAUCUUCGACGUCAGUGACAGGGAGUCCUUCAACAAUCUCAGGCACUUCAUUCGGGAUGUGGAAGACAACUCCCGUAAGGGCGAGCCUUUGAUGCUGCUCAUCUUGGGCAACAAGGCCGACCGUGCAGCGUUCCGCGUCGUGUCUGCGGAGGAGGCGCUUGCCUUCGCCGAGUCAUGGAACUUGCGCUACCUGGAGACCAGCGCAAAGAACAACUGGAACAUUCAGGAGGCGUUUGAGUACAUGGUGGAGGAGGUGGUCUGGCGCCUGGGGGCUGCCGGCCACCGGUUUCAGCAGCUGCCAGGCCCGCGCACCUCGCGCAGGCGCUGCUGGUUGCUGGCCUGGCUGGCGUGGCUGAGCUCCCCGUGCCGCUGCUGAAUUCGGAAUUGUCCCAGCGCAGAGAGCGCGGCCCUUUCGCUUGUCGCGUCGUCUCGCCCGGCGAGCGCAAGAGCGCGGGUUGGGUGCCUCACCUGGCAAGCAUUUGUAAGCUUUCUUGGAGCGAAUCUGCGCAAGAUCUCUGUGCAGGAUGUGAGUUGGAGGAUGCUUGCAAGGUGUUUGCGCAGGGUCUUGUUAAAGGACCAUUUCAAUGCAAGAUGUGACUAGGAGAUGCAGGCUCCAAUCGCUGC